GAGCCUAAGAGGAGGCAGCUGGGAACGCUGCUCCAGCCCACGGUCAACAAGUUCUCCCUUCGGGUGUUCGGCAGCCACAAGGCAGUGGAAAUCGAGCAGGAGCGGGUGAAGUCAGCGGGGGCCUGGAUCAUCCACCCCUACAGCGACUUCCGGUUUUACUGGGACCUGAUCAUGCUGCUGCUGAUGGUGGGAAACCUCAUCGUACUGCCCGUAGGCAUUACCUUCUUCAAGGAGGAGAACUCCCCUCCCUGGAUCGUCUUCAACGUGCUGUCUGACACUUUCUUCCUGCUGGAUCUGGUGCUCAACUUCCGCACAGGCAUCGUGGUGGAGGAGGGUGCGGAGAUCCUGCUGGCACCGCGGGCGAUCCGCACGCGCUACCUGCGCACCUGGUUCCUGGUGGACCUCAUCUCCUCUAUCCCGGUGGAUUACAUCUUCCUGGUGGUGGAGCUGGAGCCACGGCUGGAUGCUGAGGUCUACAAAACAGCGCGGGCCCUGCGCAUCGUCCGCUUCACCAAGAUCCUCAGCCUGCUGCGGCUGCUCCGCCUCUCCCGCCUCAUCCGCUACAUACACCAGUGGGAGGAGAUCUUUCACAUGACCUAUGACCUGGCCAGUGCUGUGGUUCGCAUCUUCAACCUCAUUGGGAUGAUGCUGCUGCUAUGUCACUGGGACGGCUGUCUGCAGUUCCUGGUCCCCAUGUUGCAGGACUUCCCUUCCGACUGCUGGGUCUCCAUCAACCACAUGGUGAACCACUCGUGGGACCGCCAGUAUUCUCAUGCGCUGUUCAAGGCCAUGAGCCACAUGCUGUGCAUUGGCUACGGGCAGCAGGCCCCCAUAGGCAUGCCCGACGUCUGGCUCACUAUGCUCAGCAUGAUCGUGGGUGCCACAUGCUAUGCCAUGUUCAUCGGCCAUGCCACUGCCCUCAUCCAGUCCCUGGAUUCUUCCCGGCGCCAGUACCAGGAGAAGUACAAGCAGGUGGAGCAGUACAUGUCCUUCCACAAACUGCCAGCUGACACGCGGCAGCGCAUCCAUGAGUACUAUGAGCACCGCUACCAGGGCAAGAUGUUCGACGAGGAAAGCAUUCUGGGCGAACUGAGCGAACCACUUCGGGAGGAGAUCAUUAACUUCACCUGUCGAGGCCUAGUGGCCCACAUGCCGCUGUUCGCCCAUGCUGACCCCAGCUUCGUCACUGCGGUGCUCACCAAGCUGCGCUUUGAGGUCUUCCAGCCGGGGGACCUUGUGGUGCGUGAGGGCUCCGUGGGCAGGAAGAUGUACUUCAUCCAACAUGGGCUGCUCAGUGUGCUGGCGCGCGGUGCCCGGGACACCCGCCUCACCGAUGGAUCCUACUUUGGGGAGAUCUGCCUGCUGACACGGGGCCGGCGCACGGCCAGUGUGCGGGCUGACACCUACUGCCGCCUCUACUCACUAAGUGUGGACCAUUUCAAUGCUGUGCUCGAGGAGUUUCCCAUGAUGCGCCGGGCCUUUGAGACUGUGGCCAUGGAUCGACUGCGCCGCAUUGGCAAGAAGAAUUCCAUACUGCAGCGGAAGCGCUCGGAGCCAAGUCCGGGCAGCAGUGGUGGCAUCAUGGAACAGCACCUGGUACAACAUGACAGGGACAUGGCUCGAGGUGUUCGGGGCCUGGCCCCGGGCACAGGAGCUCGGCUAAGUGGAAAGCCAGUACUGUGGGAGCCACUGGUACAUGCGCCCCUGCAGACAGCGGCCGUGACCUCCAAUGUGGCCAUUGCCCUGACUCACCAGCGUGGCCCUCUGCCCCUCUCUCCCGACUCUCCAGCCACCCUCCUUGCUCGCUCCGCUCGACGCUCAACAGGCUCCCCAGCCUCCCCACUGGUGCCAGUUCGAGCCGGCCCUCUGCUGGCCCGGGGGCCAUGGGCAUCCACCUCCCGCCUGCCUGCCCCCCCCGCCCGAACCCUUCACGCCAGCCUGUCCCGGGCCGGGCGCUCCCAGGUAUCCCUGCUGGGCCCCCCUCCAGGAGGAGGAGGAGGUGGACGGCGGUUAGGACCUCGGGGCCGCCCACUGUCAGCCUCCCAACCCUCUCUGCCACAGCGGGCAACAGGCGAAGGCUCUCCUAGGCGUAAGGGCUCAGGAAGUGAGCGCCUGCCCCCCUCAGGGCUCCUGGUCAAGCCUCCAGGGACAGCACAACCCCCCAGGCCACCAGUGCCUGAGCCAGCCACCCCCCGAGGCCCCCAGCUGUCUGCCAACAUGUGAAUCCUUGGAUACACCCAGCCUUAGUUCUUGGGGUGCAGUAGUGUGUACCUGAGGGCAUAUGCCUCUUGGGGAAGACCAUGGGGACCUGAAACAUUGCCCUUUGGGAAUGUUUCCCUUUACUGCCACGAAGAUGAUCUCUGUGUCCUCAGUUCAAGCACCCUGUAGCCUAACAACCUAAUCCAUUCACCCAUCCAUCGUACAUACUGAGCGCCUACCAUGUUCAAGAUACCAAACCAGUGCUGUCUCCACUGCCAAGUAGAAGUGACUCAGUGCCCUCUGAUGAGGGUAUUCCCCUGGCCAUGGUCCUGCCAGGUGCAGGCCCGGGCCCAUGACCCCACCUUUACUAAGCACAAGUACUUGCCACUGCCAUCACUGCCAAGUAACUAGCCAUCUCUGUUUCCCUGCCAAUGAUCCUACAAGUUCUGCCCAGCGUGGGUAUCUUCCUGUCCCCCUAGUGUAGCCAGGCACUGUCAAUCACCUGUGCCCCCAUUGCUGCCAACAAAUGUCCUAGGUCCUGAGUGUGGGCAUCCACCUUUACCUUGUCACUGCCAUCCUGUCUAUACCCUCCAAGUGGUAACACUUCUGCCAAGUUCCCUGCAGUCUCUGUCUUGUGGUAGAACUGUCUUUUUAUAAAUGGAGAGCUGCCUCUUUCCUGUGCCCCCUACCCCAGUGGUACCUCCUUAAAGUUAAGGGAUAGAUGGCACCUCCUUACUUAGUGUGCCAGCCUAGAUUCUCCACCCCAGCUGGGGGAGGGGCAAAUGGCUGAAUCCUUAUGUGACACAUUUUUCUUUCCUUGUAUUUAUUCAUUCAGUAAUUUAUUAAUUGUAUUUAUUUAUCAUUUGCUAAUUUGUUUGCUAUCAGUUCAUUCGUUCACCCAUUACUUUCAUCAUCCCUCCCUUCCUGGUAGGGAGAUAGGAGAAGCAGGAGGAGGCAGGGCCCCUCCGUGCUAGCCCCUGUGGUCCUUGCCCAAAUCCAUCAGCAGCAAUACUUGAACCCUUACCCCAUUAGGUAGGGGCAGGAGGGGCCACUGAGAAGGGAGGAACGCUGCUUUUACCUUUAGGGUUUUUUCUUUUGAGUUUGCUGUUGGUGUGGGUGGAAGGGGAAGGCCCGAGGUUUCCAAGCCUGGGAAAGGGCAGGCCAGCCAGCACCUCUGCCUUCUCAGGGACAAGAGACAUCCUUCACCACACCCACUCUGUCCCAGCUCCAACUCUACAGCACUGAAGAAAGUGGGGCCAGGACCUCAAGUCUCCUUUCCUGCCGGGGGAGGAGUUCUGGGGCUCUUGGUGUGUGGGAGAAGUUUUAUAAUUGCUUCCAAACAGCUGGGUUUAAAAAGAAAAUAGAGACACUCA
Messenger RNA from Carlito syrichta (Philippine tarsier), 3572 nucleotides. It is a transcript of the gene HCN3, whose product is annotated as hyperpolarization activated cyclic nucleotide gated potassium channel 3. Gene Ontology annotation, molecular function: voltage-gated potassium channel activity. The transcript is spliced from 8 exons. Gene Ontology annotation, cellular component: membrane. The record is from RefSeq and is a predicted model, not a curated record. Gene Ontology annotation, biological process: potassium ion transport; transmembrane transport. Lineage: Eukaryota; Metazoa; Chordata; Mammalia; Primates; Tarsiidae. Bases 172 to 2223 code for a protein of 683 amino acids.